Molecule: messenger RNA, 573 nt
Organism: Strongylocentrotus purpuratus (purple sea urchin)
Lineage: Eukaryota; Metazoa; Echinodermata; Echinoidea; Camarodonta; Strongylocentrotidae
Exons: 1
Coding region: 1-573 (190 amino acids)
Source: RefSeq, a predicted model, not a curated record
AUGGUGAACUUACCUGCGCAUGGUGAAGAACCCCCCGUCGAGAAUGACUUUGCAGAGACAGCAAAUCAGGAAAUGGACUCACCGAAUCCAACUCCUGAGAAUGAAUCCAGCCCUUCACCCCCAAACACCGACCCACUGACCACCCCUACAGAGAACGGACAGUUCACAUCGCCAACUUGCGACAUGAAGUCACCGACAGACGACGCAAUUAAAACUCUAACAGGGAGUCUGCUGGAGCAAUUGAAAAUGAACCGAUUGCCCCCACCUGAACCAAUCGUCUUCUCCGGUGAUCCCAUGCAGUACAUCACAUGGAAACAAGGCUACGACAUUCUCAUCGAGCACCGUGGUGUACACGUACCCCCAGCCGAACGUUUCUUCUACCUGAAGAAAUAUCUCAAGGGCGAGGCACUAGACCUAGUGCGUGGCUUCUCCCUUGUCAACGAUGAAUCCGCAUACAAAGAAGCGAAGAGGGCUCUUGACAAACGAUACGGUGAUCCCUUCAUAGUGUCCAAUGCAUUUCGAGACAAGCUGGACUCGUGGCCGACUGUGGCCCCAAAGAUGCAUUCGGACUGA